This is a messenger RNA of Sphaerulina musiva SO2202, 807 nucleotides long. RefSeq lists its product as uncharacterized. The transcript is spliced from 3 exons. The annotation marks the transcript as partial. NCBI's taxonomy places the organism in Eukaryota, Fungi, Ascomycota, Dothideomycetes, Mycosphaerellales, Mycosphaerellaceae. The record is from RefSeq and is a predicted model, not a curated record.
AUGUUGUAUGGUAAUGCCUCCAAGGGGGCUAUAUUCGCCACCACGUUGGUGAUGCCCACGAUCGCGAGUUUGAUGACGAGUCUGCGACUGUAUGCGAGGCUCGGAGUGAGCAAGAACGCUGGUCGAGAUGAUGCGUUCAUCAUAGCAGCUGUGCUGUUCUCUUGGGCAACUACCAUAACGAUGAUUGCACAAGCCGAGGAAGGGAUGGGAUUGCAUCAAUGGACGCUGAGCCCUCAUACGGCGAAGCUCACUUUGAGAGCAUUUUGGGCAAUGAUCAUUGUCUAUAAUCUCUCACUGCUUUGCACGAAGCUGUCGAUUUUAUGCCAAUACCUCCGCAUCUUUCCUCAAAAGUCCGUUCGGACGGCAACGUACGUCGUCAUUGGAAUCGUCUCGUGCUACGGCAUCUGGAGGCUCUUCUCUGCCAUAUUCACCUGCAACCCCCCGGCCGCCUUCUGGGACCAUUCGAUCAAGCAGAAGAAGUGUCAGGACCGUCUGGCACUGUCACUGGCCAGCACCAUACUCAACAUGACUACGGACCUUAUGAUUGCGUUGUUACCACUGCCCUACAUCAACAACCUUCAGCUUCCCCGGCGCCAGAGGUACGCUCUCGUGGCGGUGUUUGCGCUAGCUGGCGCCGUAGUCAUUGUAUCCAUUCUGAGGCUCCCCUCCCUUUAUCACCUUAUGGAGUCGAAGGACACCACGUGGGAAAACCCUAUGGCAGUCAUAUGGAGCACGAUCGAAAUCAACGUGGCGAUCAUCUGCUCAUGUCUGCCCACACUCCGAUGUCUUUUCCCGAGGCUGCUCAGG